This is a messenger RNA of Cyclopterus lumpus (lumpfish), 6754 nucleotides long. RefSeq names its product PHD finger protein 21B (gene phf21b). The transcript is spliced from 16 exons. The record is from RefSeq and is a predicted model, not a curated record. Bases 451 to 2247 code for a protein of 598 amino acids. Lineage: Eukaryota; Metazoa; Chordata; Actinopteri; Perciformes; Cyclopteridae.
UCUGCUCCAUCCGGGAACUUCAGAAUUACCAUUGACAGCCGAAGCGCAACUUUUCCCCAGGCAAAGUGAAAUCAAGCCGCGGACUCGGACAAAAUAUAGUCCCCGUUUUUCAACUUAAAAUUACGGAAAGAAAAGCUGACCCGCUCCCCCGUCGGACCCCUCGACGUUCGGCCGUUAAUCUGGAGAGGACCCGUCCGGGCCCGGAGCUCUUUCCGCCGGGUUUGGAGCACUUUUGAAGACGGGCGGAAAGUGGGUGAUGAGUCCCUAGCCCUGGAAAAAAAAAGAAGCGAGAACUUGCUUUUUUUUUUUUUGUGGCAGCCCGAGUAGUUCUUUCUUUCCACUUGUUAUUGUCGCUUUAAAACAAAAAAACAAAAAUCCUUCUUUUUUUUUUUUAAAUUCACUUAAACUUGGGGUCGAAAAGUGGGAGAAAAGUGGUUCUCCGGCCGGAACAUGGAACUACAGGGCCUGCACGAGGCGCUGGAAGUAGAAAUCCAAUGUCAUCAGGACGGAGAGCUGAGGAGACAGAUCCACGACCGGAGAGUAACGGCCCUGAGCGACAAGCAAAACCAGACGCUCUGCAAAGGCCUCAACGAGCUGCAGAACGGACAGAAGCUGGCUGUCAGAAGUUGUCCCGUCGGGUCCACGAAGCCUCUGUCUCUCAUAAAGCCGCCUCCCAGCCAGGUCAUCGCCAAGGCUCCCGUCUCCAUGGUGACCGCACGCAUCAACGGGCAGAAGGUGGCGAGUUCGGACUCGCUGCAGACGACCCCCAUCAACCUGCAGACGGGCGGCAGGGCGGCGCCCGUCGGAGUCCACGCGUUCAGCAGCAGGAGAGCCGGAGAGUUGCCUCCCUCUCAGAUGCUGGGAACUCUCACCGCUGUGCCCAUCAAGGUGCCUCAAGUCAGCUCCCUGCACCGGUUGGCAGGACAAGCAGCCACUGUGCUACCUCAGGUCAGGCCAAAGACCCAGAUCCCCGACAGCCUCCCUCACAGCCCGUGUGAGGAGCUGCAGCCGCUCGGCCUGCAGAGGGCCACUGCCGUGGUCAGUCCCCGGGGCCAGGGCCCCACCUUGCCCACCGCCAACAGCACCUUCAGCCCCGAGCACCAGCCCAAAGGCCAGAGCGCCGCCUCGCCGCCCCCCCACGGCCAGGCAGGGUGCGCCGACUCCGGCGGACCGGUCCAGCACGCCUCUGCGGGGCCCGGCGUGGCGUACGCCAUCAUCGCCGCCUCGCCCGCCACCAGCAACGGGGUGUCGGCCGUCAGCGAGGCCAUCAAGGUGAUAAUAAUCCAGCCUCAGGCCCCCAGCAGCACUGAGAGGGCUCCAGCUGACCUUCCGUCAAAGGAGGCCCCGCCCACCCCCAAAUCACCCAAAUCACCCAAAUCCCCCAAACCACAGAAGAAAGACGAGGACCCCGAGAAGGUCGCCUUCAUGGUGGCGCUCGGCCUCGUCACCACAGAACAUCUGGAAGAAAUCCAGACGAAGAGACAAGAGAGGAAGAGGCGGAGCACAGCGAACCCGGCGUACAGCGGCCUGUUUGAACCGGAGCGUAAACGUCUGGCGUCUCACUACCUGAACAGCUCGCUCUUCCUGUCGGCUCGAGACUCUGAGGAUUUCUGCUGGAAGGAGGACGUGGAGCAUGACGACCACUGUGCCGUCUGCAAGGAGGACGGGGAGCUGCAGCCCUGCCACAACUGCCCCAGAGCCUUCCACCCAGACUGCCUCCACCCGCCUCUCAAGACGCCCCCCCGAGGACCCUGGUACUGCCCCAAGUGCCAGAAGAAGGUCUUGAAUAAAGAAAACAUGUCGUGGCCUCAGAACUUCGUUCAGUCCUACGUCACACACAAGACAGUGCGGCAGGAAGAGAAGCGCCGGCUGCUGAGACGAAACGUGGAGCUGAAGAAAGAGUGCGCUCACCUGGAGGAACAAGACGAGAAGCUGAACGACACGCUCAAACACUGCAUGGACCUGAGGGAGCGCCUGCUGGGGCAGCAGAGAGACACUCAGGCGUCACUGGAGCGCCUCAAAGCUCUCGUCCGGUUGAUCCAACGCGACCAGCUGAUCCAGGUCACCAUGACGACCACCGCCACCAUCGCCGCCGCCUCCCUGCUCUCCCAGUCCUGGAUCAAACCCACCAGCGCCGCCCCAGUCGCCCCCACCACAGCCCCCGCCGCCGCCCCCGCCCCGGGCCCCUCGGCCACGCCCCUGCCGCAGAAGAGCCACGCCCACAGCCAGGACGACGUCAACAACUAGCCGCGGCCUUUUUACGCGAAUGCUGAUGAUUUCUUUUUGUCUGAAUAAUAUCUAACCAUCUUUUUCUCCGAGGAGCUGAAAAAAAGCCACAAAAGAAACUGAGAGAAAAAGAGCGUCUUCACUCCAUUCAAGUAUUUUUUAAAACCCAACACCUACAGUGCUUACGAGAUUUCUUUUUUUAUGUUCUUUUCUAUUUAUUAAUGUUCUUGGCCUUAAUGUAUUUAUUACAAAACGUUAGAUUACAGUGCUGCUGCCGCGGGAACACGACAGGAGUUCCUGUGGGCGGUCCAAAAGAUAUUUCCCUUUUUUAGACACAGGUCUGAUUCUUGUUCUGCGAAUAGCGAGAAAGAACGUAGCGGUGGUGCUAGCGGUGGCACUAGCGGUGGUGCUAGCGGUGGCACUAGCGGUGGUGCUAGCGGUGGUGCUAGCGGUGGCGCUAGCGGUGGCGCUAGCGGUGGACUGAUAUAUCGGAGUAGACGUUCCUUCUCAUUCUCCUAUGAACAAUGUUUUUUGCCAUAAUAAUUCAGGAAACGUUUCAUCGUGUAUGUGAACGCAUACGAGCCUUCAAACAAAAGCAGAGAAUAACUUUUUUUCAGUAUUAAUAGAGUUAAAGUCAAAGAAAAAAGUAUUUAAGAUAAAACUACAGAAAUUAGCGUUUCUAGUGGAGAUUUUAGUAUUUUCAUGCUGAUGCCUGUUGAUAAAUGUACGUUUGGAGUAUUCAAGGGGAUCAUUGUACAGAUGUCGUAUUAUUAUUAUUAUUAUUAUUAUCAUCAUUAUUGCAGGUUCUGUUUUUUUACUGAAGUCACAUCUGAAACAGGUGAGUCUCUGAAUAUUCACCUGUUGGUUUUCUGUUCCACGGCAACACAAACCAGAACAAAACCACAAAUAAAGGUUCUGUAUUUUAUGUGUUAAAAACAUUUUUACCCACAAUGCCCGGCGUAGAAACAUGAAAAUAUAACAUAUCAUAUAAUAAUGAUAAACUGGUGUUUUCUUUGUUAUCACUAAAAAUAUCAAGAGCUGAGAAUCAGGAAACAUGUUAAAAGGUUCCUUUAAAGUCUCGUUCAGAGGAACCGACUAGAGAUGUUCUAAGAACGCGCUUCUCCUUUAAGAGAAUCAGAGCGAUGACGGACACGUGUUGCCGCAGCAGAAGCCAACGGGUCAAUAGAGAGCUCUUUGUUCCCAGCUGCACUCGAACGCGUCCCAGUCGAUGUGAUCACCCUCCCCUUUAAACCAGUAUAGAAAAUAUGCCAAAAACCUUUUUCUUUGUUUUUGUACUGGGAUCUUUUUUAUUUUCUUCCUCUUCCUGCCGGUUUCAUAUUUCCCGUGUUUCAUGAACGUUCCGCGGAGGACGAAGACGACCUCGUCUUCCUCGUCAGCUUCCAGGUGAACGCAGUAGUUUCAGUCUUUUUUAUCCAUUCGAUGCACAAACACGAACAAAAGUUUCACAGAACGAGAAAGAAACGGGAAGUCGUUUAGAUUCUGAAGCAUAAACGAGCAAUACGGAGGAAACACGACUUCAACCACUUGUUGUUGUUGUUGUUGUUGUUUAGGUUGAGUUCAGACGAGCAACAUCAUGACUAACUUCUUUAACUUCUUCAUCAGAACUAAUUCAAUACUCUUUUUUUAUUAAUAUAAACUAGAAAAAAGUCUUUGUUCACAUUUAAGAAGCUGGAAAAGAAAUUAAUGUUCAGAAAAUACUUUAAAUGCAGAAAUCUGAUGAAAACGUUCAUUUCUGUUCCCGCUGUCACUCUGAGCCAGAUGCACAUAUAAGUAUAAGUAUGUAUAAGUAUAUAUAUAUAUGUAUACUUGUAUAUACAUAUACUUUACCAGAACACUGAAGUUGAUGUCUGCAGAUGAAGGUUUUGAUAACAUUUCUUCUCAAAUUACAAAUGAAUUUAUUAAAUAUAUUAAAUCUGGAGCUUCUCGCCUAAAAUGAAGACAUAAAAACAUUAAAAUAUUUUUUUUUCUAAAAGAAUAAUUUUUAUUUCACAAUAAACGAGAAACAAGUUCCUGAACUAUUAAAAUAAAAAGGUUUAAUUAUAAGUAUAAUUCAGAGGGAAAUAACUUCAUGAUGUAGCGACAUCUAUAAACACGUAUUUUAUAGAAAUAACAAUAAAUAAAGUAGUUAAAAUUAGAUCGACGACAAUGUUCAGAUUCUACGACACAACGUGAAAUAAUUAAAUGGAAAUAAAUAAAUAUCGUAAUGCUCCCGAGGGCCAAUUUACUUUAAUCAUAUUUAAAUAUUUUAAAUAUCCACCACUGAAUUUACUGCAGUUUAAUAAGAGGCGGUCUCGUUUCAGACGAGGAGGUCUCGUUUCAGACGAGGAGGUCUCGUUUCAGGCGGUCUCGUUUCAGGCGAGGUGGUCUCGUUUCAGGCGGUCUCGUUUCAGGCGGUCUCGUUUCAGACGAGGUGGUCUUGUUUCAGGCGGUCUCGUUUCAGGCGAGGUGGUCUCGUUUCAGGCGGUCUCGUUUCAGACGAGGUGGUCUCGUUUCAGACGAGGUGGUCUUGUUUCAGGCGGUCUCGUUUCAGGCGAGGUGGUCUCGUUUCAGGCGGUCUCGUUUCAGGCGAGGUGGUCUCGUUUCAGACGGUCUCGUUUCAGACGAGGUGGUCUUGUUUCAGGCGGUCUCGUUUCAGGCGAGGUGGUCUCGUUUCAGGCGGUCUCGUUUCAGGCGGUCUCGUUUCAGACGAGGUGGUCUUGUUUCAGGCGGUCUCGUUUCAGGCGAGGUGGUCUCGUUUCAGGCGGUCUCGUUUCAGACGAGGUGGUCUCGUUUCAGACGAGGUGGUCUCGUUUCAGGCGGUCUCGUUUCAGGCGAGGUGGUCUCGUUUCAGACGGUCUCGUUUCAGACGAGGUGGUCUUGUUUCAGGCGGUCUCGUUUCAGGCGAGGUGGUCUCGUUUCAGGCGGUCUCGUUUCAGGCGGUCUCGUUUCAGACGAGGUGGUCUUGUUUCAGGCGGUCUCGUUUCAGGCGAGGUGGUCUCGUUUCAGGCGGUCUCGUUUCAGACGAGGUGGUCUCGUUUCAGACGAGGUGGUCUUGUUUCAGGCGGUCUCGUUUCAGGCGAGGUGGUCUCGUUUCAGGCGGUCUCGUUUCAGGCGAGGUGGUCUCGUUUCAGACGGUCUCGUUUCAGACGAGGUGGUCUUGUUUCAGGCGGUCUCGUUUCAGGCGAGGUGGUCUCGUUUCAGACGAGGUGGUCUCGUUUCAGACGAGGUGGUCUCGUUUCAGACGGUCUCGUUUCAGGCGAGGUGGUCUCGUUUCAGACGAGGUGGUCUCGUUUCAGACGAGGUGGUCUUGUUUCAGGCGGUCUCGUUUCAGGCGAGGUGGUCUCGUUUCAGACGAGGUGGUCUCGUUUCAGACGAGGUGGUCUCGUUUCAGACGGCGCCUCCAGACUCGUUCACUUUAAACCAAAAGAUUUCAAGUCGUUGGAGCUCAAAUUAUGCAAAGAAGUAAAAGGAGACUAAAUAUUAGCACAAAAACACUUAAAUUCUCAAAAUAUCAAUUUAGAAUCUCAAACUACACAGUAUCCAAAAUAACGACUUUAAUGACUUAAUCUCUCAAUAACGACUUAAUCUCUCCCUCAAUAACAACUUAAUCCCUCAAUAAUGACUUAAUCUCUUAAUAACGACUUAAUCCCUCAAUAACGACUUAAUCCCUCAAUAACGACUUAAUCUCUCAAUAACGACUUAAUCCCUCAAUAACGACUUAAUCCCUCAAUAACGACUUAAUCCCUCAAUAACGACUUAAUCCCUCUAUAACGACUUAAUCUCUCAAUAACGACUUAAUCUCUUAAUAACGACUUAAUCUCUUAAUAACGACUUAAUCCCUCAAUAACAACUUAAUCCCUCAAUAACGACUUAAUCUGUAUAACAACUUAAUCCCUCAAUAACGACUUAAUCUGUAUAACUUAAUCUCUCAAUAACGACUUAAUCUCUAUAACAACUUAAUCUCUUAAUAACGACUUAAUCCCUCAAUAACGUCGUGAACAUUUGGCCAACGUUGCUUCUUCUCGACCAACUGGAUCUUCCACACAUUCGUGCCGUAGAACUCCUGCAGGAUGAAACUGAGGGUGAAGGUUCCUCGUCGGUUCUCCGGCUCGGAGAACCACAGAAGCAUUAAUAACAAUGAGCCUAACUUGCCUUUUAAAAAGAAUAAAUCAUGAUCAGAGAAGAUCUCUCAGCAGAAUGUACCACGCGAUGCAUAUCGAACCACACGGAACCAUAUCAGCGCUUCAGAACCCUAAAACGGGAACGCAGCCGUCCCCAGAACCUCCUCAUCUGUUUCUAGAACUCUUCUCCGGGAGAAACUGUGCAGUGCUUAAAAAUCUAUUUUAAUACACGACACAUCGGACAAAUGAAAAGAAGGAACAUUUUUAUAUUCUUUUAUCAAGAGAACGCAGAACCUUUUCUCUGGUUCCACCUGGAGGCGUCUCGAGGGCGGUGGUAGUGUAUAGGAAGUGUUGUCUUAAUAUGCCAAUGUAGUUUUUCUUUACGAUUAAAGGUCGGUGAUGAGUAA